UGUGCUCUAUCAGCCCGCGCAGGCGCAGUGGCUCCUCUGUGCGCUCUACUGUUUGCAUUGUGUCUGAACUGCCGGCGAGCUUUAAAAAUAUUAUAACCACCGCGGCAAUGUCGGGCAGGUCGGUCCGAGCUGAGACCCGGAGCAGGGCGAAGGAUGACAUCAAGAGGGUUAUGGCCGCUAUUGAGAAAGUACGAAAAUGGGAGAAGAAAUGGGUGACUGUUGGAGACACGUCCCUUCGCAUCUACAAGUGGGUGCCAGUGACGGAGCCCAAAUCAGAUGAUAAGAACAAGAAUAAAAAGAAGGGAAAAGACGAGAAAUACGGCUCAGAGGUGACGACUCCAGAGAACAGCUCCUCUCCAGGCAUGAUGGACAUGCAUGACGACAACAGCAACCAGAGCUCGAUCGCUGACUCAUCCCCAGUGAAACAGGAAAACAGUUGUAGCACCAGCCCCGCCCCGGAGCCCACCGCCUUGUCUCACCGCGAGAACAGCGAGACCAAGACUGACCAGAGCCCGGACAGCAAGAGGGGUAAGACCAUCCCGUCAUCAGAGACCUCAGAGAGAGCACAAAGUGCCAAGAGAGACAGCCUGUCCUCAGGGGAGAAGGACUCUUCAGACAGCAAAGCCACUCAGGACCUAGAGGAGGAGACCCCACCCAGCAAGAAAAGCAAACUGGAGUCCUCGUCUCAGGACUUUGAGGAGAGUUAAAUGUUUGGGGCUGAGUCAUUUCUCUCCUUCACCCUCCUCCCCUGCUCCCUCCCUCCCUCCCUCUGUACUCCCUCCAUUAACUCUAGAUAAUUUAGGGCUAAUGGACUCACUGGUUCUCCUUCUCUCCCCACCUCUACCCAAACUCGUCAAUACCAAAGGGAGAAUGGACGUCUCUCUUCCUCCCUCCCCUCCCCUCUCCCCCCACCACCACCUCCAAUUUGCCACCUUUGCCCUAACACUCCUCUGCCACAGAGGGAGAAUGGAUAUUACCUCUAUUCACUGGUCCCCCUCCGUGCUUCCUUCCAGUUCUCCACACUUUUUCACUAAUGCCAAGAGAAGCUCUGAACCCAGGCUGCAAUCCCCUCUGUGACCAGGGGCAGCGCUGUCAGCCCAGCCCAGCCCAGCCACCGCCAGGCCAGACCACAAAACCCUGACCUGCAUCUGUGACUAAAAGAGUUAACACUGGGGAUCUGAGAUUAGGACGAGGUUGAUCCCGGACGCUGCUCUGAGACCGCUUUUUAAACGUUUCACUGCUAAUGGUUUAGCUCAGGAUAACUCAAGAGGCUAACCUGGUCUCAGAUCAGCGGCUGGGUGGGGAACCUCCGCCCUAAAGACCACGUCACUUCAAUCCUCCCGAUUCGCCUCCUGUUAGACUAAUGUUCUAUAUUUGUUUAGGAAAUGUUUAGGGUUUUUUUCUCAGGAGGGUCAAUGCACUGUUAUGGUAUGUCACAAUCGAUCACAGAUAGAUUUGCUGCUGUAGUGGAUGUCUUUUUUCUCUAUCCAUGAAAAGUUCUCCAUUCACGUGUUUUUUAAAGUGAGUUAGUUUGUGGUUCGUAGAGGAAGAAUAAGAAGACGACGGUACUGGUCAAGAUAUAAACUCUUGGAUAAGUAGUGAAGACAGGCAUAGGUAGCGUAGGUCCUGAAGGUGUGCCUUGAGUUGCUACGAUUAAAUACAUGUUUUAGGUCAAACAGGUUUUGAAUUACAAUUUUGGUGCCAUGUUUUGUUUUUUUGUUUUUUUGUUUUUUGCCUUAUAAUCAUCACUAAUUAGUUUUAUCCAAUAUUUACAUUCAACUACAACAGUUUGAUUUUAUUUAAAGGAAUAGUUUGGCAUUUUGGGGAAAUGUUUGCUCUGUUGCUCAGAGCAAAACAAGACUUUUUGUUAAAUACAAAGCUACAGCUGAAGAUGGUCCGCUUAGCUUAGCAGAGAGACUAGAAACGGGGGAGAACAGUUAAAAAGAAAAAGAAACUCGGCUUACCAGUACCUCUAAAGCUCCAUCAACAUGUAGGCAGUAAACAAUGAAGUCGAACAGUUACAAACUGUGGUUUUAUACGUGGUGACUUCCUGGAGGAAAAUGUACAUUUUUGUAUGAUUAAAAAAAAAACAAAAUAUAGUGUGUUAAUUAGUGAACUUUAGAGGUGUUAGUUGGUGGAUUUUUGUAAACUUUGAACAGAGCCAAGCUAGCUGUUUUCCCCUGCUUCCAGUCUUAAUGCUGAGCCAAGCUUGUUUUUUUUCCGUACAGAAGUGAGUGGUAUGAAUCCUGUUUCAAUCAUAUUCCCCAAAAUGUCCAAACUAUUUCUUUAAAAAGGUUAGAGACUGGAAUUUGAACACUACCCAGAAGUUAAAUUCAUUUUGUCUUCUGGACAUUUGAACAUCUGCAAACCUCAUAAGUCAGAAUUCCUGGUCACUGGUCUGUGUUUACUUCAGGCGGCACUUUUCUUGUUGUUGUUGUUGUCCCCCCCCCUCUAAAGUAGAAACAGACCAGCUGCUGAUACUGGUUUUCCCGUCUACUCCACCAUCAUGACUUGCAUUUCCUCACUUCUCAUCUCUGUGCGUGUUCUGUGUAUCACUACUUAUCUAUGACCGACAAAUGUUUCUGUAGCUCACCACAGAAGGGUCCAGUCUUUUAGCUCAAACAUUGGUUCUAAUCCUCCUUCAAGGUGCUGUCUGUUGGCUGAAUCCAUACAUGUGUGGCAUCGAGCUCUCGGUUUUGUGCAGAUUUGUGCAAUUUACUUGAACUUUAUAGUACGGAUUCAGACCUAUGACCUCUAAUGUACAACCUCACACAUGUACUUUGAUUAAUCAAUAUUUACUUGUGAAUAUGGAUUGAAAUCAAUUGAAUCACUGCAAACCAAUGACUUCAUAACAUAACAGGGGCUAUAGAAGUAUUUCAUGACACAGAAUUACUUGAUCAGAUUUCAGCAAAUCAGCAUUCACAUGGAUGGAGAGAAAAGAAAUAAAAAAUGACAAUUGUCUCAGUUUAGAGGAUGGAUUAGCAUAUACCUCAUUCCCAGUCCAGCAGCGCUGGAACUUAAAAUGCUAUUGUAUUGACAUUAACAGUUAUAAACAGCAUUAUGUACACUCAGUUUAAGAAAAAAAAUCUCACUUAUGUUGUAGCUUUCACCUGAUCGAGCCGAUUGCUUAUAGUUUGCUCAUAACUGUGCGUCAGAAAAAAAGAAAAAAAAAGCUGUGAGAUAUAAAAUCUUGUAUGUUGUUUUUUUUUUUUUUGUUUUAUUUUGGAUUUUUUUUUUCUUGGGACCAUUUUGUUUCACUUUAGAUCUUGUACAGAUUUAUGGUUUGGUUUGACUUAUUUAUUCCAUCAGUAGUCUUGGUUUUUAUCAUGUCCAAUGGUUUUGUUUUCUUAAUAAAAUUCACAAAAGUU
Messenger RNA from Lates calcarifer (barramundi perch), 3368 nucleotides. RefSeq names its product BAF chromatin remodeling complex subunit BCL7A (gene bcl7a). The transcript is spliced from 6 exons. NCBI's taxonomy places the organism in Eukaryota, Metazoa, Chordata, Actinopteri, Centropomidae. The record is from RefSeq and is a predicted model, not a curated record. The coding region runs from base 108 to 707 and encodes 199 amino acids.